Messenger RNA from Podarcis muralis (Common wall lizard), 2822 nucleotides. NCBI's taxonomy places the organism in Eukaryota, Metazoa, Chordata, Lepidosauria, Squamata, Lacertidae. The record is from RefSeq and is a predicted model, not a curated record.
UUCCCGCAGCCCACUAAGGGAAGAUAGCAACACAGCCCAUAAUUAAACGCAAAAUCGGAACUGCCCAUUUGUUCCAAAUCCAAUUAAAACGUCAAUUCAACAAAAUGGCUGAACUUGACCCAAGGAUACCAGCUUUGAAAAGUCAGUUAUUUUUACUUUCUGCACCCCUCUAGGGAAUCCCAGUGCCCGCCUCCAACCACUGCUUUUGAAUGACUUUUCCAUUCAGUAUUGGCGCGGGAAAGAAGAAAUCGUCCAGUUUUGUUCUAGAGGAAGCUCUGGAGCAUUUGUUUCCCUUUUUAAAAUUUUAUUUGCUAAGCAUUUGCGGUCCGAUCCGGUUGCGCGCCGUCGGGCUUCCUUGCGCGUGGGAAGGAAGCUGACUCGCUCUUCUGGUUUGCGCAGGAACUGCGAGCCGCUCAGCGCCACUCCCCAAAAAGGGAGCCUCGCCAACAAGGCUGUUGUUCGUCAGAACGGGUAAUGGCGGACGCCGAAGUUUGGAGACUGCCAUCUUGAGAAGGGGAAGCCACCGGGGAGCGCGGAUCGGGAAGUGAGGUUGCGCGAGUAGGGCUUGCUCAGAGGAGCUAAUUUCAGGACUGAAAACAUUAUCUGGACAGCCGAUACAGAAGGCUUUAAUUUCUCAGGACUUUUGCCCAUGAGCAGAAGGAUCCAGCCGGCUUAUGAACAGGCAGUUUUAAUUUUUAGCUUUUAUUUUUCACAUUAAAGACCCGAAAGCGAAGCCCGGCUGCUGGAGACCAAGGGGGAAGGAGGCUAUUGUGUUCAGAAGAAAAAGGCUCAUGACUUGGCUUUCCUGUUUAGGAAACACGCACGGCUUUUUAAAGGGACAGUGGCUUGUGAUGACAGUUCCCCAAGUGCCCGCUGUCCUCCUUCACCGAAUUGAACAGGAACUGGACGCGGAGGAAAGGGAAACCAUGCAGUAUUUGUGCCGAGAUCUUGUUCCUGACGUACCUGCGGCAGAGACCCGGAAACUCUUCGUGGCUUUGAACGAGAGGGAGAUACUGACGCUCAGCACUUUGUCUGAACUCCUGUACAGACUGAAGAGAUUUGACUUGCUGCGGAAAGUCCUGGGGACUGGGAGGGCAGCUGUGGAAGCCAGUUUGUCUCAGUUUCCCCCGUUGAUACCAAAGUACAGGGUGCUAAUGGCAGAAAUCAGCAAGGAACUGGAUGAAGAAGAUCUGCAUUCCUUUAUGUUCCUCAUGAUGAACGAUACAUCCUAUGGGAAGACAGCAAAAGAGAAGACUUUCCUGACAAUCAUAACUGACCUUGAGAACCUAGACCUGGUGUCUCCUAGCCGCCUAGAUUUUCUGGAAGAUUGCUUCUUGCACAUGCGCAGGAGAGACUUGGUGAAGAGGAUCCAGAAGUUCAAGCAGGAAGAGCACCCCAUUGGCACUUCGUCUGUAUGUGCUAACAGACUUCAGGCAUCAUUUCCUGAGCUGUCUAUUGCUGAUCCUCCGGCGGUUGGGAACCAAGGCAGGCUGUCAAAUGGAGAAUGUGCCUUUCAGGCAGCAAAGGUUAACAUAUCAAUACCAGAAACAGGAGGAGCUGAAGCACAGGUCCUUAACAAAUACAGAAUGCGGAGCAAGCCUUUGGGAGUAUGCUUGAUUAUAGACUGCAUUGGCAACGAUACAAGUAAGUGCUGGGAAAAAUUGAAUUCCUCCUUAACUGCUGGAGUCUGCAACUCGCGUAAUCUUUUAACAGCUCAGAUUGGCCCUGAAGUAGUCGAAGUUCUCUACAAACCGUAUCUUGUAGAGUCUAAAGAACAAAGCAUGGAAACUCUGCCCUCUCCUGGUGCUGGUGGAUUUUAUUUACUCAAGGGACUCUCUGUCAAUGACCCACCAAGAAAUCAUUAUCCCCACACCGAAGAAUCUGGGAGCAUGAGGGAGCAUGCUGGAAGUCUGCACUCCUUUGCUGCAAGUCAAGAUUUAAAAGCUGGAAAUGUGCGAGAGCCGAGUUUGCAACAGUCUGCAGGACAGGAUCAACUGAAACCAGCAGAGGAGUCUGCUCUCUAUAAAAUGAACAGGCCUCGCAGAGGAUAUUGCCUUAUUUUUAAUAAUGUCUAUUUCAAGGGAUUGAGACCCAGAUCAGGAUCUCAGAAAGAUGCCAUGGAAUUGGAAAGUGUGUUUAAAUGGCUUGGGUUUGAAGUGAAAAAAUAUGAUGACAAGACAUCAGACGAACUUCUCAAACUUCUAAAGGACUGGCAAUCUUCUGAAUACUGGAAAGACAGUGAUUGUCUUGUGUGCUGCAUUCUCUCUCACGGCGAAUCUGGGAAAAUUUAUGCGACGGACGGCUGUCUCAUCUCCAUCAAUAAAAUCACAUCUUUCUUCACAGCCAAACAAUGUGCUUUACUGGCUAAGAAGCCCAAACUGUUUUUCAUCCAGGCGUGCCAAGGUAGCAAGCUGCACCAACCUGUUUAUCUUGAAGCAGACAAUCACGAGACGUGCUCCCCUGGAGCAGAUGCCCAAACUUCAGGAUUUAUUCCUACACAACAGCAGAUGACCUCAAGCAUCCCCGAAGAGGCAGACUUCCUCCUUGGCAUGGCCACAGUGGAUGGUUAUUAUUCUUACCGGGAUGUGCAGCGUGGCACAUGGUUCAUUCAGGUCCUCUGCGAGAAGCUUCGGGAGCUGGUACCAAGGAGAGAAGAUAUCUUGUCCAUUCUUACGGCAGUCAAUGAUGACGUGAGCAAACUUUCAGACAAAAAUGGACUAAAGAAGCAGAUGCCACAACCAGCUUACACUCUCAGGAAGAAAUUAAUAUUCCCAGUGCCUAGCAACUCUCCUCCUGUGUCAAAACAGCUGUAGGGUUUUUGC